Molecule: messenger RNA, 2522 nt
Organism: Alternaria rosae
Lineage: Eukaryota; Fungi; Ascomycota; Dothideomycetes; Pleosporales; Pleosporaceae
Exons: 8
Coding region: 462-2522 (686 amino acids)
Source: RefSeq, a predicted model, not a curated record
UGUCUGAAGUUCAGGCUGACGAAGCUGGCGCACACUAGCUGCUACCGAGCCAGCCCCUGAGUCAAGACAGGUACACUACCGAGCGCCAUCUUAGCUGCAGACGCCUCUCGACCCAGAUAAUAGAAUGGCGUAUGUCGCGCAUGGUAGCGAGUUUGUGGCGGGCGUCUUGACCCUUCUUCUUCGGAGACAUCUCCUAGCCGGAAGGCGUCGGCUUCAGGGUCAAGUAGACUUGAAGCUAUUAUGGGCUGCAGGCGUGGCGUCGACAGGGUCAGGGUACUGCGCACAAGUCCGAAUCGUGUCUACUCAAUAGCUUUGGGGCCGCGGCAGCUUGAAACCCCAGCCUAGUUCGGAGACGUUAGCCGUGGAUGAGGCCAAAGACGAGACAUGGCUUGCAUCUACGCCAGCACCAACACCAGCACCAACGCCCAUAAGAUCCGAUCAAAGUCGGCUGGUCGGGCCCAAUGACGAUGGCUAGUGCGCCUGUGUUCUCGCCCUGCUCGAAGGAUCCGAAAAGAGACGCUGUCACAAUCGGCCGAGACAAGCAGCCAGGGCUGCUGAGACAUUGGUAUCCAUCCUUGUCGAGCUCGCUGGUCGACUACUCAGGACAAGGACGAGCAUAUCACGCGUUAGACCUGAAGCUGAAGCGAGGAACGCUGCUGUUCGAGUGGCCGGAGAGCACCGUAGCCACUUUGGAACAAAGCGGAUUACCCACAGCUUUGCUGGAACUCCGUUUCUUCGGCAGCGACGUCAACGAGGCCUACGUUCACAAGUGCAGCUCAAUAGAGCCAGACUACGCAUGUUGGGCACCCCAAUUCCUUGCUCCUUCUGCUCAUCCUCCUUUGCUCGCUAUCUACAACGCUGAAGGUCUACGCGCCGAUGGUCAUGCGUCGCGCGCCAAAGCUGCAGAUCGAAAGCUUCGCCGUGACUAUGGUGGAAGAUGCCAUAAAUUGCCUGCGAAGGGCAGUGUGGUCUUUCUUGCAUCGCGGCAAGAUCACCGACAGUCCGUCAGCCCUGACCCGUUUCGAUAUGUGCUGCAGGUCAUUAUGCCGUUAUGGAGACGAACGUCUAUCGAACGAAAGCGAGGAGGAGGCACUCCAAAGUUUGUGGAGUCUUGUGUUUACAUAAAUGGUAGCUCGUCUCCAUUGUCAGCCAGUGGGGCGUUACGAUGCGCUCAUGCUCGCUGUUGUGCCCUCUUCCAACAGGAUGUACCACGCAUUCGCAUUCGCAUACGCCAUUGCAGCGUUGUGACGAAGACUUGCUUCUUCUCGUAUGUCGUAUCAAGUGGGUCGGGAUGUCAAUACGCAGACGGCCCGAUUUAUCAAUUCGCGCAUGUGUCUCUGCUUCUGCAAAACUUCGACUGCAGCGCAAUGUUGAAUUACUGGAGUGCCUAUGGGUCUGACAAGGGUGUAGUGGAUCGGGAUCUUCGAUUGCACUCGUCGCGUCAAGGCAUCGUGUGCAACAUGGAUCUUCUGCUUCGCUUUCGGAUUCUUGCUAGCCCCGCCGUGGGUUGUGCGACCAGCGACGAGGAGGCUUCCUGCAUGGAUCAAUGCGACAAGGCACUGCGAUCUGCAAGCAUAGAUAGCUACAGACCGAGCGCUUGCGCGCUACUUACCGUUGGUGUCGCUGUUUUCGUGCUUGUCUGUCAGGGGAGACUUGUGGUGGCCUUUGAAAAGCCUCCUCGCGGCCGGCGGAGCUGCUAUGAGCCGCAUUCACACAAAGGAGCUGCGCAUAUGCAGCUUCCCGCCCGCCGCCAUCUGUAUGUGGAUGUUCGAGUUUUCGAAUGUCUCGUCGUUGGCAUUGAGCGGGUAGGAUGCAAUUGCUUCGGAGGUCCGCUUCGAUGCGCUGGCAACGCCGCCGCGGUCAGACCUGGUAUGAUAGUGAUGGAGGGUAUGCGAUCUCCCGAAGCCAGCCUAGGCGAUGGGGCAUUGCUCUUCGCCGAUUCUACUGCGGUCGAAGGUGGUUGGAGGGGCUGUGGGUUGAGAUUGUCUUGGAUGUCAGCGUCAAUGCGCUGGCGAACCCGCAGCAGACCGAGUCGACGACAGGAGCCACUAUACUAUGUACAGCUUGUUAGCAGAGUCAGAGACCGCGUCGGAAGUCCGCCUAGAAUCGCCAGCGAAGCCAUCGCGCAGAACCGACCAACAGCGGCCUACAUGGUGCAGGAAGCUCUCGCGGAGGUCAUCAAGAGUGUAGUAAUCUUGUUACUACCUCUGUUAUGGUUCGAGUGGGGUGGUGGGAGGCGGCGCGGGUGGCUGUCGAGGAGAAUUGAGUCGCAGGAGCUCGACCCGAUCACCACCGCGACCGGUGAAGCUUCAUCGACCCAUUGUCUUGGUCACAUGAGCUCGCUCUACCAGCUCCGUAAAUUUGAGCGAGCGCGGCUUGGUGUUGGGGAUCAUCGUGGUGGUAUCUUCAAGGACGAUCUGGAGAUCGUGGGACUCGGCAAGCCCCUCGAAUGGUUCUCGCCUACCUCGACCACACGAUCCAGGGCUACGUCGAAUCUACGGCACGCGACAGGUCAUACCUGA